GUAACUCACCCAAGGUCACACAGAUUCAGACCCAAGAGGUGUCCGGAGCCCACUUUGUUCUUCCCACUCUGCCUCGCCUUGACUUCCUGGUGCCAUCUGAGAGAGGCCUCUGUCUUCAGAGACAUCUUCUCGGAGCUUCUUCAGCCUUCCAGUGUGAGCUGGACCCAAGAAGCCAGAAGGUACUGGAAGCAAGCAGUCAGCACAGACACAUCAUCAGGUCCUUAAAGUCUGGAGGCUGGUCUGGUCACCUUUGAAUUUGGAAGUCCUGUCCUGCAGCAUUUUGGUACCACCAUGCCUGUGAAGAAGUACCUACUGAAGUGCCUGCAUCGGCUGCAGAAAGGCCCUGGCUACACGUACAAAGAGCUGCUGGUGUGGUACUGUGACAACACCAACACCCAUGGCCCCAAGCGCAUCAUCCGUGAGGGGCCCAAGAAGAAGGCCAUGUGGUUCGUGCUCACCCUGCUCUUCGCCUCCCUCGUCUGCUGGCAGUGGGGCGUCUUCAUCCAGAGGUACCUUAGCUGGGAAGUCAGCGUCUCCCUCUCCGUUGGCUUCAAGACCAUGGACUUUCCCGCCGUCACCAUCUGCAACGCCAGCCCCUUCCAGUAUUCUAAAGUCAAGCAUUUACUGAAGGACCUGGAUGAACUGAUGGAAGCAGUCCUGGAAAGGAUCCUGGCUCUGAAGCCAGCCCAUGAAAAUGCCACGUGGGCCCUGAACUUCACCAUCUGGAACUACACACCCCUGGUCCUAAUUGAUGAGCGGAACCCCCACCACCCGGUGGUCCUCGACCUCUUUGGGAAUAACUACAAUGACUCAGCAAGCAGCAGCCCAGCCCCUGGGAGGACUUGCAAUGCCCAGGGCUGCAAAGUGGCCAUGAGACUCUGCAGCCUCAAUGGGACCGUGUGCACCUUCCGGAACUUCACCAGCGCCACCCAGGCCGUGACCGAGUGGUACGUCCUGCAGGCCACCAACAUCUUCUCGCAGGUGCCGCCCCAGCAGCUGGUGGAGAUGGGCUACCCCGCCGAGCGGAUGAUCCUGGCCUGCCUGUUCGGGGCAGAGCCCUGCAGCCACAGGAACUUCACUGCCAUCUUCCACCCUGAUUAUGGCAACUGUUUCAUCUUCAACUGGGGCAUGAAGGAGAAGGCCCUACCUUCCUCCAACCCAGGAGCUGAGUUUGGCCUGAAGCUGAUCCUGGACAUAGGUCAGGAGGACUAUGUGCCCUUCCUCACAUCCACUGCCGGGGCCCGGUUGAUGCUUCAUGAGCAGAAGUCAUACCCCUUCAUCAAAGACCAGGGCAUCUAUGCCAUGGCGGGCACGGAGACAUCCAUUGGGGUGCUGGUGGACAAGCUGGAACGCAUGGGCCAGCCGUACAGCCAGUGCACCAUGAAUGGCUCCGAUGUCCCCAUCCGAAACCUCUACAGUGACUUCAACACGACCUACUCCAUCCAGGCCUGUCUCCGCUCCUGCUUCCAAGACCACAUGAUCCAGAACUGCAGCUGUGGCCACUACCUGUACCCACUGCCCCAUGGGACGAAAUACUGCAACAAUCAGGAUUUCCCAGACUGGGCCUACUGCUACUCAGCCCUGCUGCGGAUGAGCGUGGUGCAGAGGGAGACGUGCAUCAGCAGGUGCAAGGAGUCCUGCAAUGACACACAGUACAAGAUGACCAUCUCCAUGGCCGACUGGCCUUCUGAGUCCUCUGAGGACUGGAUUUUCCACAUCCUGUCUGAGGAACGGGACCAGAGCGACAACCUCACCGUGAGCAGGAAGGGAAUUGUCAAGCUCAACAUCUAUUUCCAAGAAUUCAACUACCGCACCAUUGAGGAAUCGGCAGCGAAUAACGUUGUCUGGCUGCUCUCGAACCUGGGCGGCCAGUUUGGCUUCUGGAUGGGGGGCUCAGUGCUGUGCCUCAUUGAGUUUGGCGAGAUCAUCAUUGACUUCAUGUGGAUCACCAUCAUCAAGCUGGUGGCCCUUGCCAAGAGCCUGCGGCAGAAGCGGGCCCAGGCUCGCUUCACCGGCCCGCCGCCCACCGUGGCUGAGCUGGUGGAGGCCCACACCAACUUCGGCUUCCAGCCCGAUGUGGCCAGCCACGGCCCCGAUGCCGCACCCUACCCCGCGGGGCAGACCCUGCCCAUCCCGGGCACCCCACCCCCCAACUACAACUCACUGCGUCUGCAGCCAUUGGAUGUCAUCGAGUCUGACAGUGAGGGCGAUGCUAUCUAGACUCUGCCACUGCCUACUCUGGGCAGCUCAGGAACUCCAGUCUGCAGAGCCCAAGGCAGCGUUCUCUAAUGCCCUUGCCACAGGGCCAGGACAGGGGUGUCCAAGUUGAGCGCUGUUGUCCCUCUGUUCACCUCCACAGAGGCCAGCUCCAGGCUGAGGUCUCCAGGGGGUCACGGUGCUGGGACUGCAGGUGGGAACUGUGUUCUCACCUAGUGCCUCCAAAGCCCCAACACGUCCUGAUCCUUGGCUUGGGAGGUCCCCAGCCAGACUCCAGAGACCCCUGGAACAUCCGCCUGUGUGGACAGUCCACUUCCCCUCAGCGCCAGGCACCAUCUGCCCCAGAGGUGAGCAGGCAGGCCUGCUGUGCUGUCUGUUCAUUCCUGGCCAUGGCCUAUGAAUGAGCUUGGUGAGGGCAGGGUUGUGGAGAGCAGGAUGAGCAGCAGGCAUGGGGCCCCUGCCAGUGGCCCAUAUUUUAGAAAAUAAAAGUAGAGAACCCUGAGUCAAGCUUAGUGCUCUGUCCAGCUGGCAUGUGGGUGAGAAGCCAUCCACGCUGGCCUGAGAGCAGAGGCCCCGCCAAGGAAAGGCCCCAGAAGUUUUCCCAGGCAGGCUCUCCCCACAUUGUGGCAAACAAAGGCCAUCUGCAACUCCAAUCGCACAUCCCUCCAGCCUAGCAAACACCUAAAGAGAGCAUCUGCAUCCUGGCUUGCCAGGGCUGCUGAAACACCACACACUGGCAUCUGAAACACCAGGAAUUUGUUGCCUUGUGGUUUUGGAGUCCAGAAGUCCAAAAUCAAGGUGUCAGCAGGAUCGUGUUUUCUCCAAAGCCUGCAGCGUUCUGUGGUGGCUUGCCGGCUAUCCAUAACUCAACGGCUGCCUCCGUCCUGUGCCCAUUCUCUCUCCCGUCUGCCACCUCCUGACUGUGUCCAGAUUUCCUCCGCUUGUCAGGAUCGCAGUCACACCGGGUUAAGGCCCAGCUGAUCCAGUUCAGCCUCAUCUUAACUUAAUGACAUCUUCAACGACUCUGCUUACAGAGGGGUUCGCACCCACAGGACCAGGGGUGAGGAUUUGAACGUGUCUUUGUGGGGGACAUGACCCGAUCCAUAAAAAUCUCUUUCCCAACUGUCACAGCAAAAUCCCAAGCUGGCAUUCAUUGGUCACUGACUGGGUCACAUGUCUGUCUCUGAGCCAAUCACUGUGGUCAGCUGGAUAGGCCGCUCAGAUUGGUCAGACCUGAAUUCAUCUGCCCGCCCCCUGAAGCCAGUUUGCCCCCCCACCAGAAUCAGCAAUUGUGGGGCGGGGGAGGGGCGGGGAGCAUAAUUCCUAGGGUUGCCAGAUAAAACAGUUAAAUUUACACUUGGCUAAAUUUGAAUUUCAGAUAAACCACAAAUACCUUUUUAGUAUAAGUGCAUCCAUGUAAUAUUUGGAACAUAUUAUAUGA
Molecule: messenger RNA, 3658 nt
Organism: Choloepus didactylus (southern two-toed sloth)
Lineage: Eukaryota; Metazoa; Chordata; Mammalia; Pilosa; Megalonychidae
Gene: SCNN1B
Product: sodium channel epithelial 1 subunit beta
Exons: 14
Coding region: 292-2220 (642 amino acids)
Biological process (GO): sodium ion transmembrane transport
Cellular component (GO): membrane
Molecular function (GO): ligand-gated sodium channel activity
Source: RefSeq, a predicted model, not a curated record